Molecule: messenger RNA, 2226 nt
Organism: Dovyalis caffra
Lineage: Eukaryota; Viridiplantae; Streptophyta; Magnoliopsida; Malpighiales; Salicaceae
Source: the annotation of a GenBank genome assembly
AUGGAUUCACCAGCUCAACGGCGUCUCAAAGCUAUCCAGAGUCACCUCCUCUCCUCCACCACAGACGAUCAGUCCGACCUCCAAACUAACCUCACCUCCUCCGUAGAGUUCGUUCACCGCCAACAGUACAGUGUUUCUUUACCGGAGAAAUUGCAAACAGGGAAGUGGAAUGUGUAUAGAUCUGCACGGUCGCCAAUGAAGAUUGUAAGUAGGUUUGACGAUCACCCUGAGAUUGAGACAUUACACGAUAGCUUUGUACAUGCUGUUAAAACUUUUGGAGAUUACAAGUACUUGGGCACACGUGUUCGGGCAGAUGGGUCUGUUGGAGAGUAUACAUGGAUGACAUACGGAGAAGCUGGUGUUGCUAGGGAAGCAAUAGGUUCUGCCCUUCGUUAUCAUGGGUUACAAAAAGGAGCUUGCAUUGGACUCUAUUUUGUUAAUAGACCAGAGUGGUUGAUUGUGGAUUAUGCUUGUACUGCAUACUCUUAUAUUUCGGUUCCCUUAUAUGACACACUUGGUCCUGAUGCAGUUAAGUAUGUUGUGAAUCAUGCUGAUGUGCAAGCUAUCUUCUGCGUCCCAGAGACAUUGAACACUCUGCUUAGCUUCAUAUCGGAGAUUCCAUCUGUACGACUUAUAGUGGUAGUGGGAGGUGUAGAUGAACACUUACCAUCAUUUCCUUCAGCAUCUGGAGUGAAGGUCAGAUCAUAUGCUAAACUGUUUAGUGAGGGGCGUGGUAGCCUGCAACCUUUUAUCCCUCCUAAAGCUGAGGACAUUGCAACCAUAUGCUAUACUAGUGGUACUACUGGCACACCAAAGGGAGUUGUCUUGACACAUAGCAACUUAAUUGCUAGUGUUGCUGGUUUCUGCGCAGCAGUCAAAUUCAAUCCUUCAGACAUUUAUAUAUCCUAUCUUCCUUUGGCACACAUAUAUGAACGAACUAACCUGAUCGUGUCACUUUACUAUGGUGUUGCUGUUGGGUUCUACCAGGGAGAUAAUUUGAAAUUGAUUGAUGAUUUGGCUGCUUUAAGACCGACACUAUUUUGCAGUGUUCCUCGUCUGUAUAACCGUAUAUAUGACGGAAUCACAAAUGCAGUGAAAAAUUCUGGGGUUUUAAAGGAGAGGCUAUUUAGAGCUGCCUACAGCUCUAAGAAGCAAGCUUUGAUGAGUGGUCGGAAUCCAUCACCAAUGUGGGACAGAUUGGUAUUUAACAAAAUAAAGGAAAAGCUUGGAGGACGAGUGAGGUUUUUGGUAUCAGGUGCUUCACCUUUGUCUCCAGAUGUUAUGGACUUUCUGAGGGUGUGCUUUGGCUGUCAAGUACUUGAGGGAUAUGGGAUGACUGAGACUUCUUGUCUCAUUAGCAGUGUGGACCAGGGUGACAAUUUAUCUGGCCAUGUUGGGUCUCCAAAUCCUGCCUGCGGACCAACCUGUAGGCUUUGGCAGGCUCUUUCUUGUAUGUUCUGUGAUUCUCUCAUGGAUAUGACAGCAGAAAUAAAACUGGUGGAUGUUCCUGAAAUGAAUUACACCUCUGAGGAUGAGCCACAUCCUCGUGGAGAAAUCUGUGUCCGGGGUCCCACUGUCUUCAAAGGCUACUACAAAGCCGAAGUCCAAACGAGAGAAGUAAUCGAUGAUGAUGGUUGGCUGCAUACAGGAGACAUUGGGUUGUGGUUACCUGGAGGCCGCCUCAAGAUUAUUGAUAGGAAAAAGAAUAUUUUCAAGUUGGCACAGGGUGAGUACAUAGCACCAGAGAAGAUUGAGAAUGUGUAUACAAAAUGCAGAUUUAUUUCACAGUGUUUUAUAUAUGGUGAUAGCUUCAACUCCUCUUUAGUGGCUGUAGCGGCAGUGGAUCCAGAUUUUUUGAGAGAUUGGGCUGCAUCUGAAGGGAUCAAUGUAGGACAAUUAUGCAAUGAUCCAAGAGCAAGGGCUGCGGUUCUAGCUGACAUGGAUAUGGUUGGAAAGGAAGCUCAGCUGAGAGGUUUCGAAUUUGCAAAAGCUGUAACUUUGGUGCCUGAACCAUUCACCAUGGAGAAUGGACUACUCACGCCGACAUUUAAGGUCAAGAGGCCACAAGCGAAGGAAUACUUUGCCAAAGCAAUAUCAAACAUGUAUGCUGAACUUUCUGCAUCCGAACCAGAGCCGCAUAAGCGGCUGACUGUUGUCCAACUGUUGGCUGAAUAUUCUGAAGAUCUUCCAUGGAUGAGAUUAGCUGCUGUUGUUGCAACAUUUUGA